GUCAGAAAUCUUGGUAAAGGGAAUCCGUUACUCUUGGCUGCCAGUUUUUGCAGGCUACACCUCGGGAGACAGGGGCACUGCAGGACUGGACCAGGCAGGAGGAUGAAGAGGGUCCUGGUUCUCCUGCUUUUUGCAGCAUGUUCACAUGCUCUAGAGAGAGGCAAAGAUUAUGAAAAGGAUAAAGUCUGCAAAGAACUCGCCCAAAUGGGUAAAGAUGACUUCAGAUCUUUAUCAAUAAUUCUGUACAGCAGAAAAUUUCCUAGUGGUACAUUUGAACAGAUCAGUCAUCUUAUAAAUGAAGUUGUCUCCUUGACAGAAGCCUGCUGUGCUGAAGGGGCUGACUCUGACUGCUAUGACAACAGGACCUCAGCUUUGUCUGCUAAAUCCUGUGAAAGCAACUCUCCAUUUCCAGUGCACCCAGGCACUCCUGAGUGCUGUGCCCAAGAGGGCCUUGAACAGAAGCUGUGUAUGGCUGCCCUGAAGCAUCCGCCACAAGAAUUUCCAACCUACACAGAACCAACAAAUGAUGAAAUCUGUGAAGCCUUCAGGAAAGAUCCCAAGGAAUUUGCUGAGCACUUUCUAUAUGACUAUUCCAGUAAUUAUGGACAAGCUCCUCUGCCACUUUUAGUUGGUUACACCAAGAGUUAUCUCUCUAUGGUAGGGUCCUGCUGUACGUCACCAAAUCCAACUAUUUGCUUCUUAAAAGAGAGACUCCAGAUCAAACAGUUGUCACUUCUCACCACUAUGUCAAAUAGACUCUGUUCACAACAUGUUGCUUAUGGGAAAGAGAAGUCAAGACUCAGCCACCUCAUAAAGUUUGCCCAAAAAGUGCCUACUGCUGAUCUGAAGGAAGUUUUGCCACUGGCUGAAGGUAUCACCAUAAUCCUCUCCAAGUGCUGUGAGUCAACCUCUGAGGACUGCAUGGCCAAGGAGUUGCCUGAACACACAGUAAAAAUCUGCAACAGUUUAUCCUCAAAGAAUUCUAAGUUUAAAGACUGUUGUCAAGAAAAAACAGCCAUGGACACUUUUGUGUGCAUUUACUUCAUGCAAAACACCCAGUCUCCUGAACUGCCAGAUGUUGAGCUGCCCCAAAAUAAAGAUGUUUGUGGUAAAGCACACGCCAGAGCCUUGGAUCAGUAUGCCUACGAAGUAAGUAGGAGGACUCAGCUUCCAGAAGUAUUCCUGAGCAAAAUACUUGAGCCAACCCUGAAAAGUCUUGAUGACUGUUGUCACUCUGAAGACUCUACCACCUGUUUUAACAUGGAGGCCCCUCUACUUAAGGAGAAACUAUCUACUUUCAUUGAAAAUGGACAAGAACUAUGUGCAGAUUAUUCAGAACACACAUUUACAGAGUACAAGAAAAAACUGGCAGGGCGAUUAAGAACCAAACUGCCUGACGCCACAGAUGCCCAGCUUGAAGAGCUGAUUGAGAAGCGCUCAGACUUUGCCAGCAAGUGCUGCUCCAUAAAUUCCCCCCCUCUCUACUGCAACUCUGAGAUUGAUGCUUCCCAUGCAUUAUUUUAGUCACACAGCUGAAACAAGAAAAGACAAAUGAACCUAUGUGAAACCAGAGCUUCUGGGGAGACAAAUGGACUGCUCUCCAACAUUUACCGCUGGCAGUACCUUCAUAUAGUGCUAAGUAUGGUCACUUGCUACCAAAAUAAAUUGAAAUAUAAUGCAAACCAUAA
Erinaceus europaeus (western European hedgehog) is the source of this 1688-nucleotide messenger RNA. RefSeq names its product GC vitamin D binding protein (gene GC). The record is from RefSeq and is a predicted model, not a curated record. Bases 103 to 1524 code for a protein of 473 amino acids. Gene Ontology annotation, molecular function: vitamin D binding; vitamin transmembrane transporter activity. Lineage: Eukaryota; Metazoa; Chordata; Mammalia; Eulipotyphla; Erinaceidae. Gene Ontology annotation, cellular component: blood microparticle; cytoplasm. Gene Ontology annotation, biological process: vitamin transport. The transcript has 13 exons.